Messenger RNA from Exophiala viscosa, 1728 nucleotides. RefSeq names its product elongator complex protein 3. Gene Ontology annotation, biological process: tRNA wobble base 5-methoxycarbonylmethyl-2-thiouridinylation. Gene Ontology annotation, molecular function: acyltransferase activity, transferring groups other than amino-acyl groups; iron-sulfur cluster binding. The transcript has a single exon. Bases 1 to 1728 code for a protein of 575 amino acids. Gene Ontology annotation, cellular component: nucleus; elongator holoenzyme complex; cytoplasm. Lineage: Eukaryota; Fungi; Ascomycota; Eurotiomycetes; Chaetothyriales; Herpotrichiellaceae. The record is from RefSeq and is a predicted model, not a curated record.
AUGGCGACCGAGACGGUGAUCAGGACAAAGGUCAAGACCGGAAAACAUGAAAAUCUGGCACCGGAGAAUGUGCGGUUCAUGCAGGCAUGCAACGACAUCGCCAGAGCCUUGAUUCAAGAAUACGAGGCUAGUUUCGAUGACAGCAAACCGAAGAAAGACAUCAACCUCAAUCGUUUACGGGGUGACGUCGCCAAAAAGCACCGACUCAGUACCCAGCCACCGUUGACAGGCAUCCUCGCGGCGGUUCCUGAGAACUAUAAAAAGGCCCUCUUACCGAGACUGAUUGCUAAGCCCGUGCGAAGUGCCAGCGGUAUUGUGGUAGUUGCUGUCAUGAGUAAACCUCAUCGCUGCCCUCACAUCGCUUGGACAGGACACGCUUGCGUGUAUUGUCCUGGUGGCCCAGAUUCCGACUUCGAAUACUCCACACAAUCUUACACCGGAUAUGAACCCACGUCUAUGCGAGCCAUCCGGGCCAGAUACGACCCGUUUGAGCAGGCACGAGGACGAAUCGAUCAACUCAAAUCUCUGGGACACAGCGUUGACAAAGUUGAAUUCAUCCUUAUGGGUGGCACGUUCAUGUCUCUCGACAAGGCAUAUCGUGACAACUUCGUUGCUCAAUUGCACAACGCCCUCUCCGGAUAUCAGACAGAUAACGUCGAUGAAGCGGUUGCGGCUGGAGAAAUGUCCAGCAUCAAGUGCGUCGGCUUGACGAUAGAGACUCGUCCGGAUUUUGGCCAAAUCGACCACCUAUCUGACAUGCUUCGGUAUGGCUGUACUCGGCUCGAACUGGGUGUGCAGUCACUGUACGAAGAUGUGGCAAGAGACUCGAACAGAGGUCACACGGUAGCAGCCGUUGUUGAGUCAUUCAAGUUUUGCAAAGACGCAGGGUUCAAGGUGGUCUCACACAUGAUGCCCGAUUUACCUAAUGUUGGUAUGGAGCGCGACAUUUUCCAAUUUGAAGAAUACUUCGAAAAUCCAGACUUCCGAACGGAUGGCCUGAAGAUCUACCCGACACUUGUUAUUCGAGGUACUGGCCUAUACGAACUUUGGCGGACAGGACGAUUCAAGAACUAUACUCCCAAUGCUCUGGUCGACUUGGUCGCACGAAUUUUGGCUCUAGUACCGCCUUGGACGAGGAUCUACCGAGUCCAACGUGACAUUCCCAUGCCCCUCGUCACCUCCGGUGUCGAAAAUGGCAACCUCAGGGAGUUGGCCCUCUCCCGCAUGAAAGACUUUGGCACCACAUCUCGAGACAUUCGAACACGAGAAGUUGGUAUAAACGAGGUGAAGAACAAAAUCCGACCGUCGCAAGUGGAACUGGUCCGCAGAGACUAUAUGGCCAACGAUGGCUGGGAGACCUUCCUAGCCUAUGAGGAUCCCAAGCAAGAUAUUUUGAUUGGCAUGUUAAGACUUCGGAAGUGCACAAAGGAGUACACUUUCCGGCCAGAACUCACAGGUCGACCAACCAGUAUCGUCCGAGAACUGCAUGUCUACGGCCUUGCCGUGCCUAUUCAUGGACGAGAGAAGAGCAGAUUCCAGCACCAAGGGUAUGGAACUCUGUUAAUGAAGGAAGCUGAGAGGAUCGCUCGCGACGAGCAUGGCAGCGAGAAGUUGAGUGUUAUUAGUGGCGUUGGCGUCAGAAGCUACUAUGAGCGCCUUGGAUACUCACUCGACGGUCCAUACAUGAGCAAGACGCUCAGUUUUGAUGAUGAUGACGCGGAGGUAUGA